Lactuca sativa (garden lettuce) is the source of this 4434-nucleotide messenger RNA. RefSeq lists its product as uncharacterized. NCBI's taxonomy places the organism in Eukaryota, Viridiplantae, Streptophyta, Magnoliopsida, Asterales, Asteraceae. The record is from RefSeq and is a predicted model, not a curated record.
CUUGCCCAGCGCAUGUAUUUCUCUCGAUUCCCGGGCCAAUAAAUUUUGAAUUCAAACCCGAAGUCGAACAUAAACCCUAAAAACACAAUCCUCUCAUAUACCUUCUUAUCCUCCUCCACCACAAAAAUUCUAAACUUCGAUAAAUUCUAAACCCUUCAUCUUCAAUCUCAAAUCCUAAUCUCAAUACCACACAAAGCACUAAACCCUAACCAAUGGCUAAAAAGAAAACAGACCCCCAAGCUGAAAGCAACUCCAGCAAAUCCCAAGACACAGCCCAUGAUAACGAAAUGGAUGAACCUGCUCCAGUGAAGAUUAAGAAACUGAAAUCUCUCAAUGCAUUGUUACUUAAAGAGACCGUUGAGCGGCGUCAACAGGUCGAUUCAUUAACCAAGUCGAACGCUCAUCUGAAAUCCGAGUUGAGUCGGUCUGAAAUGGAUAAAAGCUUGCUGCAGUCGGAGAUUAAUGGGAUGACUGAACAAGCGGUGAAGUUGGAGAUUGAGAAGGGAUUAGUUUCCGUUUUUGUGACUCAGCAGGUGAAUCAGCUGGCGGAGGAAAAAAUCGAGAGUUUGAUGGAGAAAGUCGGGAGCUUGGAGGGUGAGAUGAAAAGGGCUUUGGAGGAAAAGAGUGAAAUGGAGAAAUCGAAGAGUGAGAAAGAAUCCGAAAUUAUGGAUUUGAACAGAAGAGUCGAUGAACUUAUGGCUAAGGUUGAUGAAGAGAGACGUGUUUCAUCUCGUGCUUGUGGUGAGAGUGAUGAAGUUAGGGCCAUGUUAGGUGCUAAAAUUCAAGAGGUGGAUGAGUUGCAGAUGAAGGUAAGGGAAGCAGAAAAAACCGAAGCCCAUAAUUCGGAAGAAAUUUUGGAAUUACAGGCUAAUUUUGACAGAUUAGUCCACGAAAAUAAAGUCAAUAUGCAACGAAUUGAGUCAAUAACGAAGGAAAAGAACAUGAUUCAGGAGAGUUUUGUUGAAGCGAAUGAACAGAUUGAUGUUUUGAAGAAAACUGUUGACACCCUACUGCAACAGAUAAAGGCGAUUGAAGAUGAUAAGGACGCCCAGGAGAGAAAGAAUGAAGAGCUGCAAAAUUUAUUGGCUGAACUCAAGGAUUACAUAGAGGACAUGAAAUUUGAAGAGCAAGAAUUGCAAGAGAAAAUCACCGAUCUGGAGAACAAGUAUGCUGUAAGUUCAGAAAACGAGGUAGCACUGAAAAACGAAAUCGAUGGGUUUGUCGAAGAAAAGAAACAAACAGAUGAAAAAAUCAAAAGUUUGGAGAUUGAAAAAAGUUCGGUUCUGAAAGAUUUGCAGGAUGCCAUGGAAGAGUUAGAGCACCAGAAGCUCAUGCUUGCGCAGAUACUUAAAGAAAAAACCGAAUUAGAAGAUGCCAAGAUUCAAGGAGAGAAUGAAAUCGUCAAGAUGAACGAACAAUUGACAACAUUUAAUGACACGAUUUCAUCACUUGAAAGCUCUGCAAUCAAUCAAAAUGAGAAACUCAAGCAAUUAGAGGAAGAAGUUGGCCACUACAAAGCUUCAUUGGAUCAAACCACAAUCCAAAGAGACGAAGCCCUCAAGACUCUUCAAGAACUAGAAGCCAUUAAAACCGAUUUCCAACACAAGAUUACAGAAAUGGAAAAAGAAAUCGAAGAUUUACAUGAUCUGGAGAACAAAUAUGCCACAAGUUCAGGAAACGAGGUGAUAUUACAAAAGCAAAUCAAUGAUUUGGAUGAAGAAAAGAAAGAAAAAGAUGAUAGAAUCAAUAGUUUGGAGAACGAGAAAAGUUCGGUUCUGAAAGAGUUGCAAGAUGCCAUGAAAGAGUUGGAGCACAAGAAGCAUACAAUCGAGCAGAUACUUCAAGAAAAAACAGAAUUAGAAGAUGCCAAGAUUCAAGGAGAGAGUGAAAUCGUCAAGAUGAAAGAACAAUUGACAGCAUUUCAAGACACGAUUUCAUCACUUGAAACCUCUGCAAUCAAUCAAAAUGAGAAACUCGAGCAAUUAGAGGAAGAAGUUGGCCACUACAAAGCUUCAUUGGAGCAAGCCACAAUCGAAAGAGAUGAAGCCCUCAAGACUCUUGAAGAACAAGAAGCCCUGAAAACCGAUUUGCAACACAAGAUUACAGAAAUGGAAAAAGAUAUCGAAGAUUUACAUGAACUGGAGAACAAAUAUGCCACAAGUUCAGGAAACGAGGUGAUAUUGCAAAAGCAAAUCAAUGAUUUGGAUGAAGAAAAGAAAGAAAAAGAUGAACAAAUCAAAAGCUUGGAGAACGAGAAAAGUUCGGUUCUGAAAGAGUUGCAGGAUGCCACGAAAGAGUUGGAGCACAAGAAGCAUACAAUCGAGCUGAUAGUUCAAGAAAAAGCCGAAUUAGAAGAUGCCAAGAUUCAAGGGGAAACUGAAAUUGUCAAGAUGAAAGAACAAUUGAUCCUACUUCAAGACACAAUUUCAUCACUUGAAAGUUCUACAAUCAAUCAAACCGAGAAACUUAGGCAAUUAGAGGAAGAAGUUAGCCACUUCAAAGCUUCAUUGGAUCAAGCCACAAUUCAAAGAGAUGAAGCCCUCAAGACUCUUGAAGAACAAGAAGCCAUGAAAACCGAUUUGCAACACAAGAUUACAGAAAUGGAAAAAGAAAUCGAAGAUUUACAUGAUGUGGAGAGCAAAUACGCCACAAGUUCAGGAAAUGAGGUAAUAAUGCAAAAGCAGAUUGAUGGGUUGUUUGAAGAGAAGAAAGAAACAUCUGAACGUAUUGAAAGUUUGGAAAAUGAGAAGAGUUCAGUUCAGAAAGAGUUGCAGGAUGCCAUGAAAGAGAUAGAGCACCAGAAGCAUACAAUCGAGCUGAUAGUUCAAGAAAAAACCGAAUUAGAAGGUGCCAAAAUUCAAGGAGAAACUGAAAUUGUCAAGAUGAAAGAACUAUUGAGCGCAUUUCAAGACACGAUUUCAUCACAUGAAACUUCCAAAAUCAAUCAAAACCAGAAACUUGAACAAUUAGAGGAGGAAAUUACCCACUACAAAGCUUCAUUGGAUCAAGCUAUAAUCGAAAAAGAUGAACUUAUCAAAAGUUUGGAGAACGAGAAAAGUUUGGUUCUAAAGGAUUUACAGGAUGCCAUGAAAGAAAUAGAGGAGCAGAAGCAUACAAUUGAGAUGACAGUUCAAGAGAAAACAGAAUUAGAAGAUGCCAAGAUUCAAGGGGAGAGUGAAAUCGCUAAAAUGAAAGAACAAUUGAUCGCAUUUCAAGACACAAUUUCAUCACUCGAAAGCUCUACAAUCAAUCAAAACCAGAAACUUCAACAAUUAGAGGAAGAAGUUAGCCACUACAAAGCCUCAUUGGAUCAAGCUACAAUCGAAAGAGAUGAAGUCAUCAAAAGUUUGGAUAACGAUAAAAGUUCCGUUCUAAAGGAUUUGCAGGAUGCCAUGAAAGAAGUAGAGCUCCAGAAGCUUACAAUCGAGCAGAUAGUUCAAGAGAAAUCUGAAUUACAAGAUGCCAAGUUUCAAGCGGAAAAUGAAAUCGUCGACAUGAAAGAACAAUUGAUCGCAUUUCAAGAGACAAUUUCAUCACUCGAAAGCUCUACAUUCAAUCAAAACAAGAAACUUCAACAAUUAGAGGAAGAAGUUAGCAAGUACAAAGCUUCAUUCGAUCAAGCCACAAUCGAAAGAAACAAAGCCCUCAAGACCCUUCAUGAACAAGAAGCCACUGAAACCGAUUUGCAACGCACGAUUACAAAACUGGAAAAGAGAAUCAAAGAUUUACAUGAAGAUUUAUCAAGAACGACAAAAGAAAAUUCGAAAAAUCUUGCAGAAAAGAACGAGUUGGAAAAUCGUUGUGCUGAGUUGACGAAAAACAUGGCUGUUUUAGAAGAAAAACUUGAAGAAGCCCGUGUCGAAUUUGAUAAAACAAAGACCAAAAUUGGAUUAGCAGAAGCUAAUUCAAAUCGGGUCUUGAAUAUCUUGAAGAAAACAUUAUCGGGUAGUAAUGAAACCACUCGUGAUUUUGACCUAGGAAGUGGAAAUGGGUAUGAAGAAGAGAUAAAAGAUCCCGCUACAGAACUUGAAGAAAUCAAGAGGGUUUUCAAGGAGAAAGAGAGCAGAGUUGAAGAAAUGAAGAGGAAACUUGAAAUGGUUGAAAAUUCUGCUGCUGAAGUUCGUAAGGAGAAGAGCUUCUGGGCAAUGGUGUCAUCUGCAAGUACACUUGUAGCAGCUGCUGCUGUUUCUGUGGCGUAUGUUUCUAGAACCGGCUGAUUAGAUCCAAAUUAUGAGGUUAAUUUCAUUAAUCUUGAAUCUUGAUUAUGUAUUAACGUGCUAAGGAAAAUAGUUACGGCGUUGAAAUGAUUUGCUUUUGGUUCAUAAAAGUAAAAAGAAUAAUCUUGAUCUGCUAGAUCAAUGUGGGUUUUGAGUUUUGUUUGUUGGGAUUGUCCUUUGAUGAUAUGAAAGAAGUCUAUAGAGUUGUUUCUGUUGA